This is a messenger RNA of Penicillium roqueforti, 735 nucleotides long. RefSeq lists its product as uncharacterized. The coding region runs from base 1 to 735 and encodes 244 amino acids. The record is from RefSeq and is a predicted model, not a curated record. The transcript has 2 exons. Lineage: Eukaryota; Fungi; Ascomycota; Eurotiomycetes; Eurotiales; Aspergillaceae.
AUGUGCCACCAGGAAAUUGACGCCAAUGGCUGGACCAGCAUCGCGGCUGAUGCUGGCGCCAUCUUCGGCGACCGGCCUUUUAUCAAUAAGCCAGACUCUCUCUCUAUCACCGAUAUUAAAUUUCCAUUUGAUGAUCCUGUGGUCGCGAAGACUUUGAAGUAUGCAAAGAAAACCCUGCAUCCCGGAACCUUCAACCAUUCGAUGAGGGUCUACUUCUACGGGAUGGCCAUUACCAAGCAGCAGUUCCCCGAGCGAGCUGCUACUCUCAACCCAGCGACUUGGGCCUUGACAUGUUUGCUGCACGAUAUCGGCACGGCCGAGGAAAACCUGACGGCAACCCGGAUGUCUUUUGAUCUAUAUGGGGGCAUCAAGGCCCUCUCUGUCCUUAAGGAUUUUGGCGCCACUGUAGAUCAGGCCGAGGCAGUUGCUGAGGCAAUCAUCCGACACCAGGAUAUGGGAGUGGAUGGAACGAUCACAUACAUUGGUCAACUUAUCCAGUUGGCCACGAUUUACGACAAUACCGGUCUCCAUCCGCACGUCAAGGGUUUUGCCGAAAUGAUCCACGAAACCACCCGCACGCAGAUCAAUGAGGCCUAUCCGCGCCUCAAGUGGUCUACAGUCUUCUCCGGUGUCAUUCGCAAGGAGGAGAAUAUCAAGCCCUGGUGCCAUUCCACUCAUCUUGUCAACUUUAGCAAUGAGAUUGAGGCCAACACCCUCAUGAAGCAGUGGGAGUGA